Messenger RNA from Penicillium olsonii, 1404 nucleotides. NCBI's taxonomy places the organism in Eukaryota, Fungi, Ascomycota, Eurotiomycetes, Eurotiales, Aspergillaceae. The record is from the annotation of a GenBank genome assembly.
AUGGUCAACGUAUUCCAACGCUUCACCAAACGUCGAGCACAGAGCUCCAGCAGUAGCCCGCCAGAACAGGCAGAGACUACAGGGCCUAACUCCGCAGCUUCCCACCCCCAUGGACUCCAACGAACUGUCAGUUCGAGCUCCGGCAAACGGAGCCAACGCUAUGAGGAGCCGUCUCCUCGUCACCUCUUAUUGAUUUCCGAUACAGCUCAUUUCGACCCAAAUGUGAUUCAUUGUUUUCAAGCAGAAGGCUUUGAUGUGAUAUAUCUUCCCUUCAUGGGCAGUGGAGACGCAGACAAAGAUCGCAAAGCCCUCGAGUAUGCAGUACAUCUGAAAGAGGAUGAGCUCGAAACAGGAGAGCGGUAUGCGAUUGUUGCAUACCACCGUCCCGCUUACCUUCUCCUCGCCUCGCACCAUAUGACACACAGCACCACAAACCCCUUCCCACGUCUCUGUGCUCUAAUAGCCUACUAUCCUCUAUCAUCAACGGACCAAUACACAUAUCGACAAAAGGACAAUUGCUCGCCACCGGGUUGCUCCGAUACUGGCAGCAUCUUCGAUCCAGGCCCUAAAUCAACAUACCUCCCGAUCCAAAUCCAUGUCCCCGGCCCUCGCGUACAACCCUGUGCACUUUGGCCAUGGAUUAGUCUCAGUUCAUCAGAAGGAGAUGUGACGUAUAAGAAGCGACACAGAUGCCACGUCUACUCAUACGCGGGAUCCAGAGCCGGGUUCGCAGAGAAGGAUAUCGCAGAGGACAAAUUAGGGGAGGUGGACGAGGAAGUCAACACAGAAGACGAGAUCAGUGCACAGUUAGCGUGGAGUAGAGCGCUGGGCUGUCUACGACGUUCAUUUGGCGUUGGGAGCCACUGGGCGGUUGUUGAUAUCGAAACUGUUUGGGAGGAGUAUUGGGAUCGAGUUUGGGGGGAGCUGGAGACCCGGAGGGAAAACCAUGGCAGCGUUGCUGAGCCUGCUGUCAAUUUACUCACGAGUCAUGGUCAUUUCGGUGAGCUUGGUUGUCCAGCUGGAGUAUCAUCUGUGAAGUGUGUUCCUACUGGGGCUGGAGGCUCGACUAUCUCAUCCCUGAGAGAUUUCUUCACUCAUGUCUUCAUUCCUAAUGGACCAGCCGAUCAGCAGGUCCGUCUGCUGUCGCGCACAGUUGGAUCUGAUCGCAUUGUUGAUGAAAUCACAUUUUCCUGUCGUCAUACAGCGGAGAUACCUUGGCUUCUUCCUGGUCUUCAGCCGACGGACCAGGCAAUUCAAGUCGUCAUUGUUGUAGUCGUGGGUUUCUGUGCUGGCCAGAUCACACGGCAAAGCUUGUAUUGGGACCAGGCAAGCGUGCUCGCUCAGGUUGGAGUGAUAGAUCGUGGGUUGCUGCCAUUGGCGCAUGGUGAGCAGCAACAUAGUUGA